AAUUCCCCAACUAACACACAUUUUCACUACCGCGUCUCUCUUUUAUAGACCGAGUCUUUGAACUGUUGAUUUUCUAAGUAAUAAAAAAUGCGUCGCAGCGGAAGUAAAGAAUCUACUGUUGUUUAUUCUGCUCUAUCUUUGGCACAAUCCGGUCGCGGUUCUGAGGCUAUUGCUCUCUUAGAGCCAUUAAAAUCGACUGCUAUUACUAGCCUAGAUUUAAUUGAUAUUAUACAGGCCGUAUAUGAGGAUCAGAAAAGAGGAGAAGAAUCUUUUCAAUUUUGGGAAAAAUUCCUUCAAGUUCAAGGAAAAAAUCAAAAACACUUAUCAGCUUAUUUUAAGGCUGCCGUAAGGACAAAGAGCCUUACCCACCAGAGAAAGGCUGCUGUCGAAUUACAAAAGCUUUUUCCUUCACGCAAACACACUCUAUGGGUUCUUUCCUCUUUGUACAUGUUAUGCAAGCGCUCAGAAAACGAGAUGGAGAAGCGCUUACUGAAAGCGCUUGCCGAAAAGACCGCAGGGAUUACAUUUUCUGAACCAUCUGGACAUAUAGAUUCUUGUGAAGAAUGUCAUCUUUAUCUGGACAUACUUUCUUUAGUCGAGAAAAAAAGCGAUGCGUUGGAACUACUUCUGGAUGAAAAAACACAGAAAUUUGUAGAGGCUGAUGCUGACCUUCUUCUUCGAAAACUUCAACUUCUUGCCGACUGCGAGCGCUGGGACACCUUGUUUUCCGUUGCUUCCAAGUGUUUCGAAAGCGGCAAUAUUGACUGGAAAGUUUGCAAGGCUCUUCUAGACUGCUCUUUGCAUGACAAACAAAAAAUUACACUUGUUCAGGAGCUUUCUCACAAUGCUUUAACUAAAUCUUGCACCCAGAGAAAUCUUCAUCUUUUUUGGAUCCAUUUUACAUCUCAUUUCCUAAAUGAGGAGCUCUUUAAUGCAAUUUCAAAUUAUGUUUUAAAGAUGUACGCCAAACCUAUUGUGUUUGAGGACAUAGUACCUUUCCUCCAGCACUUGAGCAACGAAUCCAAAGCUCAAUUGCUAAAGAAUUUUCCCGUUGAGAGCAUACCAGAAACCAACAAGUCUCAAAAAAUUGAUAAGUUAGUCGCUAAGGUAUUAAUCCUUAAGAUCAGAUUUUUCUGUUUCGAAUCUUUCACGGAGGAAGCCAUUACCGAUUUUAUUCAAGACUGCUUCAAUGUUUACCAAGACGGCUUGUCUUUGAGUGACAACAUAUUGCCUACCGAUUUUACUCACGGAUAUGAAGCCUUACUGCUGGCCGUCCAUGCGCUCAUAUAUUUCAAGGAAUAUGCUUCUUUGCCGAGCAAUGUAAUCCCAGGAAUUAUAUUUGAUGCCAUCUGUUUAUUAGAGAAAGGUCUUACAAACAACCUUCACAACUUCCAUCUUAAACUUCCUUUAAUUCGGUUGUAUUUGCUCUUGGACGGAGGAUUUCCUGCUGCUUGCAAGAUUUAUGACACUAUGUCUAUCAAACAAGUUCAAAAUGAUACUUUGGAUCACUAUCUUUUGACAAGAGCGACAACACAUUUCCCUUCAAACUUGUCUGCUCAAUACAUUAAUGCAAGUAUGCGAAUUUACGCUUCAAAUGAGUUUGAGACUCCAGAAAUGAUCUCCAAUGCUUAUGAGGAGCAGGCUUAUUCUCAAAUUGAGGAUAUGUGUCAGUUCCGCUCACGUCUUGAUCACAGCAUGUGGAAAAGUAUUAUCUUAGUAGAGCGUGCUAGAUGUUAUUACUUAAAUAACUACAAAGCUCCCAAACAAUACUUACCAAAAUGCUCGAAUCCAAAAGACAAUCGGGAUUUGGAAGUGUUUGUUAAUUAUGCGUCUCCAAAGUUCCCUGCUGCCGAAAAAAUACUAAGAAAUGCUCCACAACCAUCUACCGCUUGGGUCCAUUUGUUUGUGAUAGGUCACAUGCUUGUACAAGAGGACAUCGUAAACGGAAGAUGGGAAAUAGCACGAUCUCAUGUUAAGGAACUGGAGUUUAUUCGCGAUAACAAUAACUUGGAAGAACAACUAACACUCGAAGAAAUUAAGCACGUGAACCUUUUGAUCUUGCUUGGUAACUUAAGCUUGACGAUUGCUUCCGAUAACUAUGAUAAAUCAACGUUAGAGGAGAUUUCUACACUGACUCAGUCUUUGCAAUACGAAAACAGUACUUCCCUUGCUGUUAUUACGAAGCAGACUGAAAUUCUCAAUGAUUUAAUCACCUGUCUCAAUAGUUUCGUUUUUUAUGUUUCUUCUUCCAAGAAAAAGGAAUUUUUGAGAGAAUAUCAAGGAUUAAAGAAUGUGAUUAAUUCGAAACUUGGUAGCAUUACCUCCGUAUCGAAGUACAAAAAGAAAAACGCUCGGAAGCUUGUGUCUGAGUUGUUAAGUCACUCCUGGCUUAACAAGUCAUCUUUAAAACAGGUACCUUUUGACCAAAAGUUUGCCAAACAAAUUAUGGAGAGUAUGAUAGAUUCAUUUACUCAGACAGGAGAUGCUGUUGGAAAGCUUUCGAAGUAUGUGAAAUUUUAAAGAUAUUCAUUAUAAAUGGAAGAAUAAAUUGCACUUAAAGUCGAACCCGACUCCUUUCAUAAGCAGAUGUUAAAGAAACGGUUCCCGAACCUCUACGGAAAUAAACGUAAAGCAUAAUAGCAGACAGUAAACUCAAAGAGUACCUAAAUUUCGUUAGAAAUAUAAUUUGUAGAAAUGCUGGUGUAUAAUUACCAAGUAAUA
Molecule: messenger RNA, 2721 nt
Organism: Schizosaccharomyces octosporus yFS286
Lineage: Eukaryota; Fungi; Ascomycota; Schizosaccharomycetes; Schizosaccharomycetales; Schizosaccharomycetaceae
Product: NatB N-acetyltransferase complex non catalytic subunit Arm1
Exons: 8
Coding region: 88-2520 (810 amino acids)
Biological process (GO): N-terminal peptidyl-methionine acetylation
Cellular component (GO): NatB complex; cytoplasm
Molecular function (GO): protein-N-terminal amino-acid acetyltransferase activity
Source: RefSeq, a predicted model, not a curated record